Fulvia fulva is the source of this 825-nucleotide messenger RNA. Its product is annotated as Protoheme IX farnesyltransferase, mitochondrial. Gene Ontology annotation, molecular function: protoheme IX farnesyltransferase activity. The record is from RefSeq and is a predicted model, not a curated record. NCBI's taxonomy places the organism in Eukaryota, Fungi, Ascomycota, Dothideomycetes, Mycosphaerellales, Mycosphaerellaceae. Gene Ontology annotation, biological process: heme biosynthetic process. The transcript has a single exon. Gene Ontology annotation, cellular component: mitochondrion; membrane. Bases 1 to 825 code for a protein of 274 amino acids.
AUGCUCUUCGAGACAGAACACGAUGCAAAGAUGAGUAGGACGCGGAACAGGCCAUUGGUACGAGGUUUGCUGAGCCGGAGAGCUGCAAUACUGUUUGCAAUAGCAACGGGCAUUUUCGGCACCGGCUUGCUGUGGAAUGGAGUGAACCCUACAACAGCAUUGCUAGGUGCUGGUAACAUUGUGCUCUACGGCUUUGCGUAUACAUUCUCCAAGAGGGUGCAUCCCAUCAACACGUGGAUCGGAGCCAUUGUUGGGGGAAUUCCACCACUCAUGGGAUGGUGCGCGGCCGCCAGUCAGUACAGCACAACGGUCGCAUCACUAUCAGACCCAUCGACGAUUGCUGCAGAAGCAAAAGAGCUUCUUCUCACUGAGCAAGCAGCCGGCGGGUGGCUCAUUGCAGCUUUGCUGUUUGCCUGGCAGUUCCCGCACUUCUUUGCUCUGUCGCACGGCGUGAGGCACGAGUAUGCCAGUGCAGGAUACAAGAUGUUGACAUCGUCAAACAUCCCCAUGGCUGCGAGGGUGUCGUUGCGCUACAGUUUUGUCAUGUUCCCGAUCUGCAUUGGCUUGAGCUACUAUCAAGUGACGGACCCGGCUUUCAUCGCGACAAGCAGCAUGAUCAAUGGAUGGAUGCUUAAGGAGGCUGUGAGGAUGUGGCGGUUGAACGGUGAGAAGGGGUCUGCGAGAGCACUCUUCUGGGCGAGUGUGUGGCAUUUGCCGAUUGUGCUGGUGCUCGCCAUGGUGCAGAAGAAGGGGCUCUGGAGCAGAGCAUGGAAUGGAGUGUUCGGUGAGCCAGAACUCGAAGAGGAAUGGGAAGAAGACUUGUAG